CGUUGACAGGUUGAGCGCCUCUGAGUGUCAUCGUCGGUCUAAUGCCACAUUGCCACCAAGUGAUCACAAUAUCUCGCCUAAAGUAUAACUGCGGCCGACGAUGAGAGAGAUCAUUCUACUAGUACGCCUGCAGGGAUUCAUCUCCGGUCCGUGAGCGAUGGUUAGACGGCCAGUCACUGGUCAUGACCGAUAUGACCAUCACCAAGACUUUGCUUACUCUGAGUCAGGGUCAUUCCCCAAUAACCCAUGUAUGGCAUAAAAUUGGUAGUCCAUAAGAUAUUUUGGCUCAAAUGUGACUGCGGUCGGACCUAUGACUUUGCUGCGGUGGCCAUGCAUGAUAGUUACUGCACUGCCCGGACCAAUGCCCUGCCAUGCCUCGUGCAGCGUGAGAAAUGCGCACGAGAUAAGUUUUGUGCAAAGCGACAACGGGUUUAGUUCUACUAGCACCCUCUUCUUCUCAUCGUCGACGUUAAUUAACGGUUUCCUCUAUUGAACAAUGGCCAACAAGGAUUACUACAGCGGCGGUCAGCAAUACUACCCACCCCAAGGCCCACCGCCAGGACAGGGGGGUUACUAUCCCCAACAACCCCAACAAUCGUACGGAGGCCAGCCUUAUGGUCAACCUUACGGCGGACCUGGGUACCAACCUCAACCGCCACCGCAGACCGUUUACGUACAACAACCUGCUCAGUCCAGUGGUGCUGGUGGAGGCACUGGCUGCCUAGCUUGUCUUGCUGGUGCAUGUCUUUGCUGCUGCGCUGAGGAGGCACUUUGCGAUUGUCUAUUGUAAGACUUGAGAAUUGCAUGGUAGGGCUACUGUCCGCUGGCACGGUGCAAUAUUGCCCAGUUGAUGAGAAACUGUUCACGAUACGCCGUAUAAGCCGGCCGGAUGCCUUUAUGCUACAAUGGACACGAACUUUUACUUUCCCUCCUUAGUCGCGAGCCUUCCUGAUUCCUAUUCGUUUUUGGACUACGAUACCGUAUUUCGUGAUAGUGUCGUUUCUAAAUGACUUUGUGAGGCUUGCGGCAUUGUCAUUUUUUUUGUAAAUUUAUUCGUCAAAGAUAUCAUACCCUUUUCCAAUUUUUGCAUGUUUGGAGAAAGGCUGUGAAAUCCAGGUGAUUUUAUUGGAGGAUCGGGAACUACGGUACUGCCGACUAGCCUCCGGUUCGUUCCGUGA
Molecule: messenger RNA, 1178 nt
Organism: Suillus bovinus
Lineage: Eukaryota; Fungi; Basidiomycota; Agaricomycetes; Boletales; Suillaceae
Exons: 4
Coding region: 497-790 (97 amino acids)
Source: RefSeq, a predicted model, not a curated record